AUGGCUCGCUUCGUGCCUUAUCUCAGCCCUGAGAAAUUGAAGGAGUUGGCUGGUACUGCCAACGCCAUUGUCGCUCCUGGCAAGGGGAUUCUGGCUGCCGAUGAGAGCACUGGUAUGUUCCGCCAUUUUGCCUCAAACCUUGAUAGGCACUAUUGGGAAGCGGUUCGCCUCCAUUGGUUUGGAGAACACAGAGGAAAACCGUCGGGCGUACCGUGAACUUCUCUUCACCACCGACCCUGAGUUCGCCAAAAACAUCUCUGGCGUCAUCCUCUUCCACGAGACUGUCUACCAAAAGACCAAGGACGGGAAACCCUUUGUUCAACUUCUGAAAGAAAGGGGUGUGAUCCCUGGCAUUAAAGUCGACACGGGUGUUGUUCCUCUCGGUGGCACCUCAAACGAGUGCACAACCCAGGGUCUGGACGGCCUGGCAGAACGUUGUGCCCAAUACUAUAAAGACGGUUGCCGAUUUGCCAAGUGGAGAUGCGUUCUCAAGAUUUCCUCGCACAAUCCGUCAUACCUAGCUAUGCUUGAAAAUGCGAAUGUUCUCGCGCGGUAUGCAUCCAUUUGUCAGCAGGUGAGUUUCUGCCAUUGAACAACUUCCAAAAAUGGUAUUUUCUGGCGUCCUCGCUCUGAGGUGCAUUAUCUAUUACCUUUGUUCGUCUGACAGAAUGGUCUGGUGCCGAUUGUUGAGCCUGAGGUCCUUCCUGAUGGAGAUCACGACUUAGAAACGGCCCAGCGCGUUACCGAGGAUGUUCUCGCUUUUGUAUACAAAGCCCUUGCCGAUCACCAUGUCUACCUAGAGGGUACUCUUCUAAAGCCAAAUAUGGUUACCGCGGGUCAGAGUUGUCCCAAGAAAUACACGUGCCAGGAGAAUGCACGCGCCACAGUUGAGGCUCUUCAGCGCCGUGUCCCUGCGUCUGUUCCUGGUAAUUAACUGGCUAUUACAAAUUGCUGCUUAUCACCUUGUGUAAAGUGUAUAGAUAGUUUUAUCGCGACUAACAUUCUUCAAUACUCUCUUUUACCUGCUCCCUUCACAGCUUCCUAAAACGCGGCGUUUCACCCGCUGGUUUUUGUUGCGUUGUUUUGCCUCUUUUUCGACUUGUAAAUGUGCAAGCCCCUUCCCUGGUAGUUCGACUUAUUCUUGCUUGUUUUAGGUAUCGUGUUCUUGUCUGGUGGCCAGUCUGAGACUGAUGCCACCAAGAACCUAAACGAAAUUAACAAGUACCCCGGAAAGAAGCCAUGGGCUCUGAGCUUCAGCUUCGGACGUGCCCUGCAGGCCUCUGCAAUUGCUGCAUGGAAGGGCAAGCCCGAAAACGUCAAGGCCGGACAGACCGAAUUUCUCAAUCUUGCUAAAGUAAUUCUUUCGUCAUGUUCUAAGAUGUUUUGAAGAGUACACACGAGGCUUUCAUAUUUCCGUUUGAAUAAUUGGCCUUAUUCUCGGACCCACUUACGCCACUCUUUUCUUCUCUACAGGCAAACGGAGCAGCUGCUUUGGGCAAGUUCGAGGGCCAUCUACAAACAGCGGCCGGUGACAAGUCUCUUUUCGUCGCCAACCAUGCAUACUAA
Messenger RNA from Spirometra erinaceieuropaei, 1566 nucleotides. The record is from the annotation of a GenBank genome assembly. NCBI's taxonomy places the organism in Eukaryota, Metazoa, Platyhelminthes, Cestoda, Diphyllobothriidea, Diphyllobothriidae.